UCUCACUCGGUGCGGUGAGCUAAACGUGCGUUCUCACAACCAGCUAUCAUGGAACUCCUUUACCCCUUGUUAUACUUGAUUCUUCUAUCAAGGACAGAGGCCAAGGGUAUUAGCUGGUCUUGCGAUGAUUAUCAAGCGAAUUUCACCGUCAAAGAAGUGGUUGGUACUUGGCAUGUCGUCGCCAUAAUUCCAGAGAAAUUAUUCCCCGAUAACCAGAAUAAACUCACAUGCUAUAAAGUGGAAUUCAGCGAAACAGACGCGGCUGGUCUACAAUGGCUUGUGAAUAACACAGUAGGAAGCAAACACAAAGUAGAUAGGUUAACUAACUCUGAAGGUACCAUUAUAAGGCAACGUUACCAUUCCGAACGGCCCUUCGAUGUCUGGUCCAAGUCCGUUGAAGAUGUGAAUGGAUGUUUCAAACAAGUUUUAUCAUUGGAUACAGAUAAAACUGAACUUAGCAAGGCCAUAACACACGAUGAUAUGAUGCAACUGCAUCUGCUAGAGACAAACGACCAGGCAGGGCCUUUCCUUCUGCAGAUGUUGUGGGGCAGAAUGAUUUCUGUCGUCGUAUACAGACGACAUGAGGGCGUAACUCAAGAGGAAUUAAAGCCAGUUUACGAAAUGACGAGUGAACUCCGCGGACCGCAGAGAAUUCCCCGUAUCUGCGACCGACCUUUUCGAGACGUAUUGAAGGAGAUAUGAAAUUUUCUCAAAUUAUUUUAUAUGACAAUCUAAGAACAUUUGAGGUGAUAAAAAUAUUGUCAUAUAAAAUUACUGUGUGUGCUUUCAUAGUGUUUAAAUGCUGUGCUUGUAAUCGUUGUUUAAAGUAGAAUAUUCGUUAGUAAUAUUAUCAGUGUAGUAAUUACUGAAUUUUGCUUUUUGUAAUACUAUACUUUAUAUUAUAUUUCUUGCUUAAUUGAUAUGCAAUAUACAUCAUG
Messenger RNA from Papilio xuthus (Asian swallowtail), 938 nucleotides. RefSeq lists its product as uncharacterized. The coding region runs from base 49 to 702 and encodes 217 amino acids. NCBI's taxonomy places the organism in Eukaryota, Metazoa, Arthropoda, Insecta, Lepidoptera, Papilionidae. The transcript is spliced from 4 exons. The record is from RefSeq and is a predicted model, not a curated record.